Messenger RNA from Salvia miltiorrhiza (redroot sage), 2283 nucleotides. RefSeq names its product protein FAR-RED IMPAIRED RESPONSE 1-like. Gene Ontology annotation, biological process: regulation of DNA-templated transcription. Gene Ontology annotation, molecular function: zinc ion binding. Lineage: Eukaryota; Viridiplantae; Streptophyta; Magnoliopsida; Lamiales; Lamiaceae. The record is from RefSeq and is a predicted model, not a curated record. The coding region runs from base 1 to 2283 and encodes 760 amino acids. The transcript has a single exon.
AUGGAAGAGCUAGAUGCAGCAAGAAGAGCUAAGAUGCAUGAGCUUUUCGGCGAAGAUUUAGAAGACUCGGACGAAAUUUCAGAUCAAAAUGGAGAAGACCUUUUCGGCGAAGAUGGAAUAGUUUCACACGAGGUUUUAGAUCAAGAUGAAGAAGAGCAACAUGAGAACACGGAGGAGGACGAAGAUUUAUUUGGAGUUGAUUGGCUGGCAUGUGAGAAGAUGAUGCAGAAUGGUCCGCAACCUGGUUUGGAAUUUGAAAAUAGGGAUAGUCUGUUUACAGCUUAUCAGGCCUUUGCCAAGGUAGCAGGAUUUAGUGUUUCAACUAGAAACAAACGUGAUAGGUAUCUUAUGAUCUCAUGCGAAAGGGCUCGAAAGCCAAAUGCGAAGAAGUACACCAAAAAGAUGAAUUGUCCUGCUCGUUUGAAUGCAAUAAAACAGGACAACGGCAAGUGGAAAGUUUCCACUGUUUGCAAUGAGCAUAACCAUGAGUUAGAGCCGCACAUGAGUGAAUUUAUGCCGGCACAUAGGCACUUGUCAACCAAUUUGAAGGUUCAUUUAGAUGCAUAUGACCGCGCUGGAUUACGGCUAUGUAAGAGUGUUAGGAUGAUGGAAGUUCUUGCUGGUGGACCACCCAAUUUGGGUGCUUCGAUGAAAGAUUGCAGAAAUUAUGUUGAUAAGAUGAGGAAAUUAAGACUUGGAGAUGGAGAUGCCGCUGCCAUUCAACAAUUAUUUAAGAGGUUGCAACAAAACGAUAAAGAUUUUUUUUAUCUAGUGGAUAUUGACGAUGAUUCUAGACUCCGCCAUGUUAUGUGGAUUCAUCCGCGGAGUCGAGCUGCGUACCAAGAUUUCCACGACGUCGUGAGUUUUGACACGACUUAUCUCGUGAAUCAAUACAAUAUGCCUUUUGGAACUGUGGUCGGGGUUAACCAUCAUCAUCAAUCUAUUCUACUAGGAUGUUGCCUGUUGAGUGACGAGCGUGCAGAAUCAUUUAAAUGGUUUUUUAGGAAUUGGUUGGAUGCAAUGAGGGGUGUUCAACCUACAGCAAUUUUAAGUGAUCAAGAUGAAAGCAUUACAAUUGCAUUGAGAGAGAUAUUACCCGACAGCGUCCAUCGCUAUUGUUUGUGGCAUAUUGUUUCAAAGAGCUCAAAGAAAUUUAAAGGAGUUGCUAAUCUUGAAAUGGCUUGUGCAGAUUUCAAUAGAGUGAUACAUGGCAGCUUCAACAUUAAAGAAUUUGAAGAGAGUUGGGUUGAAUUCCUAGUUAAGCAUAACUUACAAGAAAAUAGUUGGCUCAAGGACUUGUAUGAAAUAAGGCAAAGUUGGAUACCGAUAUACUCCAAACAUAUCUUUUGGGCGGGCAUGAUGUCGACUCAAAGAAGUGAGUCGAUGCAUGCAUUCUUUGAUCAUUACAUUAAUUCGAGAAGUACUUUGAAACGCUUCGUUGAGCAAUAUGAAGUUUGUGUCGUGGAUAAGAUUCGGAAAGAGUUGAGGGCUGAAUAUUCGACGAAAUGCAGGCCGAUUACUUGUAUGUCGCAGUUUAAGUGGGAAGCACAAUUUGCUAAGGUAUACACUAAUAGUGUUAUGGAGUUGUUUCAAAAAGAAGUGAAGAAAAUCUGGAAUUGCAAUCUCAAAUUAUUGGAAAGUGUUGGUAGUAUGAUGGAUAGGUAUGAGAUUGUUGAAACACGUACCUUGAGCACGUACUCUUCUCGCAUUGAACUGCAUUUCAUUGUUGAACAUCGACCUGCAGGGGCCUAUUUUCAGUGCAAUUGCAAGAAAUUUGAGACCAAAGGUAUUUUAUGCUGUCAUAUAUUAAAGCUUUUAGUGUUUAAAAAUAUUGAUCAAGUUAAUGAGAGAUACAUUUUGUGGAGAUGGCGAAAGGAUGUAUAUAGGCCACAUUUUAGCAUAGCUUUUGCAGGUGCGUACCCACACAUGUCGAAAGAGUAUAAGCUAUUUCAGGAGAUGGAACGGGAAUUUUUGAAAUGCAGCGACUUAGCCAUUGAUUCAGAGGAGAAGAUUAGUUUUGUCAAAAAUGAACUCAAAGAAAUUGAAAGAGAGCUUAGGAGAUGGACUCCUGCCAGCGCAGCCAGGCUUAGACGUCAAAAUAGCUCUCAAAUAGGAGAAACUGAUGCGGUUGAUAUUCCUAUUUUAGAUCCAUUGGUUGUCAUUCGAAAAGGAAGACCGAGGACUAAUCGGUUUAAAGAUCCAAUUGAAAUCAAAAGAGGUCGAGGUCGUGGUCGAGCUGGGGGUCGAUGUCGAGGUCGUGUUAGCGAAGGCGAUAUCAAUUAG